This is a messenger RNA of Protopolystoma xenopodis, 699 nucleotides long. NCBI's taxonomy places the organism in Eukaryota, Metazoa, Platyhelminthes, Monogenea, Polystomatidea, Polystomatidae. The record is from the annotation of a GenBank genome assembly.
AUGUUUUUUUCGGAAUCCUAAAUUACCUUCCCUUACCAACAGGGCAAACCCGUCGGGACGCCUGAUGCGGCUGAAUACUUUCGUGUCUUGGCAGAAAAUUCUGUGAAUGGAUGGUUUGUAACCCCAAGCUCAAUGAGAGCACUAAGACGUGAAGACUACAAUCUGAAACAGAGCGAAGAGAUAAGAAAAACUGGUCUGUCGAACUUACGCGCAGUCUUUUUGGCCGGUGAGCAUUGUGAUGCCGAGACAAUGAAUUGGCUGAGAAGCCAUUUGCCUCCUGGAAUACCAGCUCUUGAUAAUUGGUGGCAAUCCGAAAGUGGCUGGCCUAUGACUGCAACUUGCCUGGGACUAUAUGCACCAAGCAGGGCCAUCGAAAAACCGACCAAGUUCCUGAAUCAGCCAACUCAAUAUCGUCCACGGGAACUGGCCGACUACGUUGGGCUGCCUAUUCCCCCGAUUGGAUCCGCCGGCUGUGAGGUGCCAGGCUACAAGUUAGAGAUGUUUGACACAGAAACCGUCCGUUCAAGUAGAAAUAGACAAGCUAUUGACUACGAGGAUGAGGUUAGUUCUAGUAGAGGGCCGUUGCAGAGAAUAUUGGUGAAACGUCCGAUGCCGCCUGGUUUCUCGCACACACUCUGGAAGAAUGACAAGGGCUUUCAUGAACUCUACUUCACCAAGUAUCCCGUGAGUCACUUCUGA